AUGUUAUUUGACUGGUCAUUGAAGGAAAAUAGCCAACGGGUGCUUUCAUUUGUGGUGUCAUUCAUUAUAUUGUUACUCUUGUCAUCGCUGUCUUACAUUGUGUAUAAUCUGAAGAAUCGUUAUCGACCGGCUUUAUGGACGGACAAUAUUUGCAUCCAUCUUCCUUUUUGGCUGUGGCACGGUUUUACGGCUUUCAUGACGUUGGUGAACGCUUUUUACCGCAUUUACGGUCAUACGCAGGGACAAGUUCUCCGGGGUGCUACCGCCGGAUCUUUUGCAUGUGAUCUUCAAUUACAUCGCGUUACUGAUCUCGGUCGCUUUAGCGGUUGGCUAUGUAGAGGCGGCUAG
Messenger RNA from Radiomyces spectabilis, 348 nucleotides. RefSeq lists its product as uncharacterized. The record is from RefSeq and is a predicted model, not a curated record. The transcript is spliced from 2 exons. The coding region runs from base 1 to 348 and encodes 115 amino acids. NCBI's taxonomy places the organism in Eukaryota, Fungi, Mucoromycota, Mucoromycetes, Mucorales, Radiomycetaceae.